GUGGUGGUGGGGUCCCUCAUUCUCCCACAAAAGAAGAAAGAAAGCAAAGCACAAAACCAAAAUACAAACUCUCUCUCUCAGACAUACACACACAACAACUGCAUCUCUCUCUUUCAAUAAUAUUAAUAACUCCUUUCCCUCUGAAGAUCUCAACUUCUACGUAACACAACCAUGGAUGUGGGUCAGAUGCAGAGACAGUGCCUUGACUACACCAAAUCCCUCUUCAUGGAGGGCUUCCUGGAUGGUCAGUUUCUGCAACUUCAGCAGCUGCAAGAUGAGAACAACCCUGACUUUGUGGUUGAAGUAGUGUCUCUCUUCUUUGAAGAUUCUGAAAGGCUUCUCAAAGAUCUCACCUUUGCUCUUGAUCAGAAAGGUGUUGACUUCAAAAAAGUUGAUGCUCAUGUUCACCAGUUAAAGGGUAGCAGUUCAAGCAUAGGCGCUCAAAGGGUAAAAGAUGCCUGCAUUGCAUUCCGCAACUUCUGUGAGGAGCAGAACACAGAUGCGUGCCACAGAUGUCUGCAACAAGUGAAGCAAGAGUACUGCCUUGUUAAGAACAAGCUUGAAACACUGUUCAGGCUUGAGCAGCAGAUUGUAGCAGCUGGUGGGUCAAUCCCUCCUAUGAUGGAACUGAGUUUCUAGGUGGGUUAAUGGGCGGGCUUGUAGAGGUGCUUGUAUUAUGAUCCUCUUCUCCGUUAGAGAGUAUCUAUCUUGUGUCCAUUGUGAGAAUGUAUGGGUUUUUAUGAAGAGAAAAAGCUUUCAUCAAUGUACUUUUUUCUUCACCAAAAAGCACUCCAUCAUAGUUUGUAAUCUCUUGCAUGGUUUAAUGAAGGAUGUUAGCACCACUAA
Messenger RNA from Abrus precatorius (Indian licorice), 846 nucleotides. RefSeq names its product histidine-containing phosphotransfer protein 1. The record is from RefSeq and is a predicted model, not a curated record. The coding region runs from base 172 to 639 and encodes 155 amino acids. Gene Ontology annotation, cellular component: cytoplasm; nucleus. Gene Ontology annotation, biological process: phosphorelay signal transduction system; cytokinin-activated signaling pathway; phosphorylation. Gene Ontology annotation, molecular function: histidine phosphotransfer kinase activity; protein histidine kinase binding. The transcript has 6 exons. Lineage: Eukaryota; Viridiplantae; Streptophyta; Magnoliopsida; Fabales; Fabaceae.